GCGGCGGCGGGCCAUGGCGUUCACGCUGUACUCGCUGCUGCAGGCCGCGCUCCUCGUCGUCAACGCCGUCGCCGUGCUGCACGAGGAGCGCUUCCUCCGACACGUUGGCUGGGGAAGCGAUCAAGGGAUUGGAGGAUUUGGAGAGGAACCAGGAAUUAAAGCCCAGCUAACGAACCUUAUUCGAUCUGUACGAACCGUUAUGAGAGUGCCAUUAAUCGCAGUGAACUCCGUUACAAUCGUUCUCCUCCUGUUGUUUGGUUGAAGGUAUCUGUUGUGAAAUCCUUUGGACCUCCAAAGAAAUGCGUUGCUAACCAUCACUGCUCUGCGUUUUCUGGGAUCCGGCACGGUUUAGCUAUCAAUUUGACAUUCAACUUCAAAUAAUAAAGACACUAUUUCUAUUUAUCCUAUUUCCUAAUGUUCACUUGCAGUUUCAUUAAACAAGAUAAUGGGAUCAAUGCAACAAUGCUGCAAAUAUAUCGGACUGUGACAAGUUCUGUUGCUGCCUGUUAAUAGCGUUGACUGUUAGAGUAUAUGCGUCGUAACGUAUUGCAAUGAUUGUCAAUAGGAUGCGGUUUUUAAAUGUCUCGUUACUCAGGGAUGAAUUUCCUUCAGUACACUUCCCAGUUUAUUUUUAAAUUUAAAAAAAACCCCAGUGUCUUUUUUUUAUUUCAAUUACUACCACAGUACUAUUUAAGAGAAUAUGAAUUAGGCUCUGAAAACAUGUUAUAAAUUAUUGAAGUACAGUCGUGGUAUUGAGGGAGACAAAACUUGCUGGGGAAAGACCCGAUUCAGUUCACACUGGAAGUCGGGAUUUUCCCGGUUUGAUUGAGAACGGGAUUUUUCUCUUGGUGUUUGGUAGCCUUUUCCAAUCAAUAAUAUUUGAUGCUGAUGGUGAAGGAAGUUGAAAAGAGGUGCAAUUGCUAUGCAAAAUCUAAAAAAGCUGUACCUAAAGCUGGGCAACUCUGUGUUAAUUUAGACUAGCAGGUGAUAUUAGUGAUUAGCCAUUUUGUUACUGUUCUGUCAUGGAUUAUUAUACUUUUUAAAAUGCGUGUUAAACUUCUGCGUGGUGUUCAGCGUCUUGGAAGUGGGGAACCAUUUGUGUUCUGAGCUGCUUGGGAAACGCAGAGGGGAAUGCUGUGCCCUUUUCAAAUGCAACGCUUUGUUAAAACCAGCAAAUUUGUGGCCUCUUCUAUUACUGCUGCGUCUUCUCCCGCCCUCCAUCUUCCUUUGUUAAAUUAAUAACUUUGAAAUGGAAAGUCUGGGUAUGAUCUUGGCAGUUCUGUCGCAGAGACUAAUGCUAAUUGCUUUGGUACAGAUCUUGUCUCAAUUAAGGCUGCUGGGUUAGGUCCAAUGUUAUAUAGCAAGUCUGAAUUGAAGAAGGAUGAUUCUCAUGUACUUUUUUAGAGAAGUUGGAAGUCUGAUGUCUGUUCCUCUGCUAAAGUGUUUGAGCUUAUUUUUCAAGUGGGGAAAGCCAAAGGAAACCUGGCAGUUUCAUUAUUUCAGAACAGCUUAGUUUAUCAUCUCUUCUUCCGACGUCUUGAUGACUAAAGCAUACGCCGUUGUGUACAAAGAUAAAUCUGUAAAAUGUGUAAAUUAAUUUAAUGAUCUUCAACUGCAGUGUUUUGCAGAGUAGAGUAUACCCAGGAAGAGAGUUUUAUGUUGUUCCCUUUUUUUAGUGAAAACCUGUAAAUAAAUUCUGAAUUUCUAAGUUAA
Gavia stellata (red-throated loon) is the source of this 1713-nucleotide messenger RNA. It is a transcript of the gene IER3IP1, whose product is annotated as immediate early response 3 interacting protein 1. The record is from RefSeq and is a predicted model, not a curated record. Lineage: Eukaryota; Metazoa; Chordata; Aves; Gaviiformes; Gaviidae. Bases 14 to 262 code for a protein of 82 amino acids. Gene Ontology annotation, biological process: endoplasmic reticulum to Golgi vesicle-mediated transport. The transcript is spliced from 3 exons. Gene Ontology annotation, cellular component: Golgi membrane; endoplasmic reticulum membrane; COPII-coated ER to Golgi transport vesicle.